UCACCCACCGAGAAAUACGACAAGAACGAUGUGGAACCCGCUCAUUCUUCUUCGACUAACGACUCCUGCUGACGAGUGUAAAUGUGGGUGCCAUUCGAUUCCUUAGUCCUCUAAUUGUUUGGAUUCUAUUGGGAACACAGCGCAUCACACAGUUUCCGGAUCGGGCUUGGGUCCGCCGCCAGAUUAUCUCCAUCGCCGGCCUUCCCGGCAUGGACGCAGCCGCUUCUGCCGGAGGCAGUGACGACCCCCGCUGCUGCCGCUUCCUCCUCGCUUCCCUAUCCGCUGCUGCCGCAGAGGCCCAGUCGUUGCGCGCCCGCUGGACUUCCGUCUCCGCCGCCGUCGCUCGCCUUUCCGCCUCCCUCGACGACCUCGCGCCCCUCCCACCUAAUGCCCUCGUCGCUGACCUCCUCCAAUCCCUCACCCAAAUCCUUUCUCCGGCUCUCGCCCUCGCCUCCCUCUGCCGCGCCUCGGAUCCCCCAGCCGCCAGGCUUCGCACCCAGAGCGAGAUCGACGCCGUCUCCGCGGCGCUCCACCAGCUUGCUGCCGACGCCGAUCUUAUCCUACGUUCUGGCGCGCUUACCUACCUUCCGUCUCCUCCUCCGGAGGCGGGGAGUUCUCGCCGAGAGCUCGUGCGGACGGAGGCUAGGAGGCUCGUGACGAGACUUCAGAUCGGAAGCUCUGAAUCGAGGAUCGCUGCGUUGGAUUCUCUUCUCGACCUACUCCGCGAGGAGGAAAAAAACGUCGUGCUCGCCGCUGGACUGGGGGUGAUGCCGGCGCUAGUCCGCCUCCUCGAUUCAGUCGCCGGCGCUGCGUCCUGCCACGACGCGAGGGAGAAGGCUGCGGCCGCAAUCGCGAGGAUCUCGGAGGUGCAGAGUUGCCACCACCUUAUAGUGGCAGAAGGGCUGCCCCUCCUACACCAUCUCGCUCGCAUCCUCGAGUCCGAGGGUGGCGCCGCCAAGGAGAAGACUUGCACCGCCCUCCACAUCCUAACCCAAAACAGGGGCAACGCCGUAAUCAUCGGGUCCCGCGGCGGGAUCGCAACCCUCCUGAAGAUCUGCCGCAAUGGCAGUCCUUCCGCCCAGGCCGCCGCCGCUGCAGUGCUGAAAAAUCUCGCCACAGCGCAAGAGCUCCGGCUGAACUUCCUCGAAGAGAAUGCAAUCCCGGCCCUCAUCGGUCUUUUAGCAUCCGGAACUCCUCUUGCCCAAGAGAACGCUAUCGGUUGCCUCUCUAAUCUAUCAGCCGGCGCGGAAUGCGAAAGCAUAAAGCUAUCCAUCUUCAAAGAAAGGGCUUUGGAACACCUGAAGAACUACUGGGAAGCAGUCGACAGAGGAGAGGAUCGAAAUCUUGAGCUUGGGGUUUGCUUGUUGAGAAAUUUAGCAUCUUUCAGGUACAUAGCUGAGAUCAUCGCCACAACUGGCUUCCUUCUUCCCAUCAUCAUUGCUCUGAAGUGCGACAAGCCGGGAACAAGAACAGAAGCAGCGAGGGCAGUUGCCGGAUUGGCUUUGGUUUUAGGGAGGGCACGGAAGGAGUUUGAGGACGCAGUGCCUCCUCUGGUGCGCAUGUUGGAAGCCAGAGCAUUGGAGGAAAAGGAAGCUGCUUCAAGGGCUCUGGCAUCGCUAAUGCCAUUCCUUGGUUGUCAGAGACUACUAAGGAAGGAGGAGAAGGGGAUUGUGAACGUGGUUCAACUCCUCGAUCCCUUGAUUCAUAUAGAUAAGAAGUACACAAUAUCAAUAUUGGUAUCGAUUUCGCAAUCAAGAAAGUGUAGGAAACAAAUGGUGGCAGCAGGAGCUUAUGGAUACUUGCAGAGACUUUCUGUGAUGGAAGUGGAUGGUGCAAAAAAACUACUUGAGAACUUUGGAAGGGGAAAGAUACUGGCAGUGUUUCCAAGAACCUGACCAUGGAAGUCAGCUGGGAAAGAUACCCAGCUUGAAGCUGAUUGAUUCAUUGUGUAUGUAAAAUUAACACUACUUCAGCAGCCAUUGUUCACCUGUGUAGAAGAUUUUUUGUUCUGAAUUAGGUGGUGGGAAUAUUUAUGUGUGACUGACCAUUGCAAGACACCUUAGACGACUGUUGGAACGGUAGUUAGGAGACAAAAACUCAGGUGAUUCUCAGUGUUGCAGCUUCUCUGAAAUACUACUCAGCUCUGUUUGUUUUGAGGACAAAAGUUUACUAGAACUGCGAUGUUUAGUGUCUCCCUCUUCCACCAUCUUGUACAGUUUUUCAUGGUGUGACAAUUAAGAUCA
Messenger RNA from Zingiber officinale, 2243 nucleotides. RefSeq lists its product as uncharacterized. The coding region runs from base 210 to 1895 and encodes 561 amino acids. The transcript is spliced from 2 exons. Gene Ontology annotation, molecular function: protein binding. The record is from RefSeq and is a predicted model, not a curated record. NCBI's taxonomy places the organism in Eukaryota, Viridiplantae, Streptophyta, Magnoliopsida, Zingiberales, Zingiberaceae.